Messenger RNA from Labeo rohita (rohu), 2755 nucleotides. Its product is annotated as dolichyl-diphosphooligosaccharide--protein glycosyltransferase subunit STT3B. Gene Ontology annotation, molecular function: dolichyl-diphosphooligosaccharide-protein glycotransferase activity. Gene Ontology annotation, biological process: post-translational protein modification. Gene Ontology annotation, cellular component: membrane. The record is from RefSeq and is a predicted model, not a curated record. Bases 126 to 1268 code for a protein of 380 amino acids. The transcript is spliced from 8 exons. NCBI's taxonomy places the organism in Eukaryota, Metazoa, Chordata, Actinopteri, Cypriniformes, Cyprinidae.
UCUUUGAUCUUCACAUCCUGGUCUGCACCUUCCCAGCAGGCCUGUGGUUCUGCAUCAGAAGCAUCAAUGCCGAACGCGUGUUUGUGGUUCUGUACGGCAUCAGUGCGGUGUAUUUCGCCGGUGUGAUGGUGCGGCUCAUGCUGACUCUGACGCCGGUGGUGUGCGUUCUGUCAGCCGUGUGUUUCUCCAGCGUGUUUGAACGCUAUCUGGGCGACGAGUUCAAGCAGGACGAUCCUCCAGCUGAAGACGCCGCUGAUGAGGACGACAGGAGGAACUCUGGGAGUCUCUAUGAUAAGGCUGGUAAGCUGCGUAAGCAUCAGGUGUGUGAAGAGGGUUUGGGUUCAAACAUCAGGAGUCUGGUGAUCGUCCUCCUGCUGCUGCUGCUGCUCAUGUUCACUGUUCACUGCACGUGGGUCACCAGUAACGCUUAUUCCAGUCCCAGUGUCGUGCUGGCCUCAUACAACCACGACGGCUCGCGUAGCAUCCUGGAUGAUUUCAGAGAGGCGUACUAUUGGCUGCAGCUCAACACCGACCAACACUCGCGCAUCAUGAGCUGGUGGGAUUAUGGGUAUCAGAUUGCAGGCAUGGCCAACAGAACCACGCUAGUGGACAACAACACCUGGAACAACAGCCACAUUGCGCUGGUGGGCAAAGCCAUGGCGUCCAAUGAGAGCGUGGCGUAUGACAUCAUGAGGCUGCUGGAUGUGGACUAUGUGCUGAUCAUCUUCGGAGGGGUGAUCGGAUACUCGGGCGACGACAUCAACAAGUUCCUGUGGAUGGUGAGGAUCGCCGAGGGAGAACAUCCCAGAGACGUGCGGGAGAGCGAUUUCUUCACGCCGCAGGGAGAGUUCAGGGUGGAUAAAGCGGCGUCUCCAGCGCUGCUCAACUCUCUGAUGUAUAAGAUGUCGUACUAUCGCUUUGGAGAAAUGCAGCUGGACUUCAGAACUCCUCCAGGAUUCGACCGAACGCGAAACACCGAGAUCGGAAACAAGGACGUGAGGCUGAAGCACCUGGAGGAAGCGUUCACUUCUGAGCACUGGCUCGUCCGGGUAUAUAAAGUCAAAGAUCUGGACAACCGGCAGCCGCUGGAGCGCAAACCUCGAGUCACCAGCGCCAAUCACACGCACAAACACAAAUCCAGGAAGGGCAGCAGGAGGAAACGAGGAUUCAUUAAAAACAAACUUGUUCUGAAGAAGGGCAGAAGAUUGAAACGGAAACAGAAGCGAACAAGACUAGACUCAUUGAAACGAACAAAAGUGGAUCGGUGAAGAUGAAGACUGACUGAUUUUACCUGGUGCUCUGAGGCUCUAAUGCUCAUUAUUAUCUUUGCUUCACCGUUUCAUACUUCAGUGUGUUGAAUAUGACUGGGAAUAAUAGAAUUUUUUAAAAAGGGGAAUGUUUCAUUUUUUUAGACAUUAAAGCUGAAGGAAUGAAGAUGUUGAACCAAAGAGCUGAUGUUCUCCUCGAAUUAACAUUUGCACUUGAAAAUUACAAUUAUCAUUAAAUUUAAAAAAUGCAUUUAGGCCUAAAUUUAAGAUUUAUAUAUAAAAUUUGCAUAUAAACUUGUAUUUGUUUAAGUUAUCAGAUUUAUUCAUAUUUAUCAAUCGUACACUACCAGUCAAAAGUUUUUGAACAGUAACAUUUUUAAUGUUUUUUAAAGAAGUCUCUUCUGCUCACCAAGCCUGCAUUUAUUUGAUCCAAAGUACAGCAAAAACUGUAAAAUUUUUAAAUAUAUUCUUACUAUUUAAAAUAAAUGUUUUUAUUUUAAUAUAUUAUAAAAUGUAAUUUAUUCCUGUGGUUUCAAAGCUGAAUUUUUAGCAUCAUUACUCCAGUCACAUGAUCCUUCAGAAAUCAUUGUAAUAUUAUAAUUAUUAUUAUUAUGUUGUUUUCUUUUGCAACAUUAAAAAUGUCUUUAUCAUCACUUUGAUCAAUUUAAAGCAUGCUAAAUAAUAGAAAAUUAAAUUCUAUAAAAUUUAGCUUUGAUCACAGGAAUAAAUUACAUUGUAAAAUAUAUUCAAAUAGAAAGCAGUUAAUUUAAAUAGUAAAAAUAUUUUACAAUAUAACCGCUUUUGCAGUUCAAAUAUAUGCAGGCUUGGUGAGCAGAAGAAACUUAUUUAAAAAAUAAAUGAAAAAAAUUAAACAUCAAAUUUCUGCACUUAAAACAAAUCAUGUCUUAUAUAUUAUUGCUUAUUUGCAUCCAUUGAUUUUAUUUUUAAAUAUUCAUAUAUUAAAAAUGCACUUAUUAAAAUUGCUUAAAAUUAGCAUAAAUAUAUUCAUUGUAAAUACAAUUAAAUUUAUGAAACUAAAAUAUAAUCAUGAUUAAAAUAUGACUAGCUGUGGAGCUUAAAAGUGUGAUUCAAAUACAUAAACCUUAAAUUUAGGUCUUAAAAUGUUUUUAAGUGUAUUUAAAGUGAAUAUAGUGAAUUUUUAUAAGUACUCUUGUGUAUAAUUGAUUUUGAAGGAUGCUGAUAUUGUAUAGUUUUUGUUUAUGUGUUUUUAUUUUCUAUGAAUCAACGAUGCAAUAAUGAUAUCAGGAUGUUUCUCCAUUAUUUUUUUUUUUCAUAUGUAAUUCAUAACUCAGCUUUUGUAGUACAGUUUUGUAUGUAAAAAGAAAUGAAAAGCUAAUGGCUGCUGCUCUAACUUUCAAUGAUCUGAUGCUGCUUCACUCCUCAGACUUGAAUUACAUUGUGUGGAUUUUUAUACAACGUCUCUGAAUUAUGUACUGAUUUCAAUUUAUUUCUCAAUAAAAACGUCU